UUGCUUUUUGAAUUUUGGUGUAUAUGCAAGAUCCAAUGAUUUUAAAUCACAUUUUCAGAUUUGACUUAAUGUGUAGUGUCCAUCUCCAUUCAGUCCCUUAGUAGAUCAAGAAUGUCAUGCUAUAGAAUGUACCUCUUUUUUAUUGGAGAAGAUGAUUCUGUUUCCAUUUUGAUAUCAGGUUCAUAAGCAAGGUGUUGCACUUGGAAGAUCUGUUGACUUGACAAAAUUUGAUGGUUAUGACCAAUUGAUCGAGGAGUUAGAUCAGCUAUUUGAAUUCAAAGGAGAAUUGAUGGCUCUAAAUAAAAAUUAGAUGAUUGUAUUUACUGAUAAUGAGGAUGAUAUGAUGCUUGUUGGAGAUGACCCUUGGCAGGAAUUUUGUGCUAUGGUCCGUCAGAUUUUUAUAUACACAAAAGAGGAGGUCCAGAAGAUGGAUUCAAGUACCUUGAACCCAAAAAAUGAAGAUUGUCCUGAUAUGAAAGAGAAUGUCAAGGAAACAAAAGGCAGUCAAUCUGCAUCAUCAUCUAAUUCAAAAAACUCAUAGGCUUAUCCUGCAAUGUCUAGUGAAAAUACUGAAGAAGUAUGACAAGAGAACAGCAGCACUUAUCAGGCAGCCCUUCAUCGAAAAGGUGCUGCAGCAGCCAUUCUUUACAACUGAUCUCCUAUACAAACUCGUGAAGGAGUGUGUGGCUAUGCUCGACCACCUCUUCCCCAGCAACAACCUGUCAAUUUCAGCAGAAUGCGACAGACAAAAUGGAGUGCCAAAGCCGGCACAAUCAGGUGGGAGGGUUCCGGAGUUGGAGGAGAUUAAAUAUAUGCAGAGCUUAUACAUGAAGAGCACCGUAGCAGCGCUGCGGUCCUUGAAACAGAUUAGGAGCAAAAGUUCAACAGUCAAAACAGAUUAGAAAA
Molecule: messenger RNA, 906 nt
Organism: Zingiber officinale
Lineage: Eukaryota; Viridiplantae; Streptophyta; Magnoliopsida; Zingiberales; Zingiberaceae
Product: SPX domain-containing protein 1-like
Exons: 3
Coding region: 483-902 (139 amino acids)
Biological process (GO): cellular response to phosphate starvation
Source: RefSeq, a predicted model, not a curated record